This is a messenger RNA of Guyanagaster necrorhizus, 3695 nucleotides long. RefSeq lists its product as uncharacterized. Lineage: Eukaryota; Fungi; Basidiomycota; Agaricomycetes; Agaricales; Physalacriaceae. The transcript has 6 exons. The record is from RefSeq and is a predicted model, not a curated record. The coding region runs from base 25 to 3495 and encodes 1156 amino acids.
UAUACUCCCGCUAGUGAAUCUGCUAUGGCGCAAGCAGGCCUUUUGAAAUGGGCCAACGACAUCCGGCACUCGAUGGCAAAUGAUCCAGGGAGGCAAUUCUUUCGCGACCAGAUACAAAUGCAUGGCUUUCUCUUUCUCGACGAUUACCUAGACAAUAUUUUGGCUGGUGCCCGACAAGAUGCUCUCAUCGACCUCGUGAAGACUCCAAGUCGGAAAAAGGCGAUAACCAAGCAACCCAGGACCGCCUCGAAACUGAAGAAUGUCGUAGCUGUAUUAUUCAACGAUGAUGGCAAUAAGGAAAACACGUUACCUGUAAAUUCUUUCCACCAGACACUCUUACAGGCGAAGAUCAAGAGUCCUGAACGCUGUAGCAACGAGAGCAUCCCUCCGCGUCCUCCUUUGGGAUCUCAUUCCACGCACGUUGAAUCCAAUAUCUGGCUCUCAGCAGAAGCCGCAGCUCCACCUAAUGUGGCAGUCCAAGAAAUUUCAUCGACGAAUACUUUCCAAGGUUACCCGGCAGAAGCUGUCCUGUCUGUCCCCUCUAUGUCGGACCAGAACGAAUUAUCUGUUAUCGCAGAAGAUGACGAGCCUACAGAGAGAUCUCGCUCCUCAGUACGCAUCAUCGAAGAGCACGCCACUGUUACCAAACCAGAGCCGGCGGGCGUCGAGAUUAAUGCAUACUUAUCCCAUACAUCGCAUAAUACGUCUCAGACUGGGUCGACAUCUGCAUCAGCCGACACCUUCCAUUCCAUCAUCCUUGAUUCCCCUUCUCUCGUGCCCCAUUCUUGUCCUAUAGAAGAUAUUCCUCCGUUGUCCCACCUUUCUUCGCCAUCACCACCAUCGCCUGUCAUGGACCUUCCCGUUCCGUCAGCAUUUGAAUCGGUGAAUAAACAGCCCUAUCCCCCUACUGCAGGCAUUGUCAAUGAAUCCUACGUUGAAUCAGAUAAACCUGACUUCAACCAGGGUGGGACUGACAAAGAUGCACCUUCUGCUGAAGCACCACAGCAACAGUCUACAGUGCCACAAUUCCCAAUUUUACCCGCGCCUAUACCUCUUCACAAGUCUCUACGUGGUCCGGAACAGCCACCUGUCGUGAAUCCCAUCACUCCUAGAGCUGCGCUUGGUAGCAAACGUACAUCUUGGCUGAAGAAAGCGCGAGAGGCCAAAGCAUUAGACGUUGGAGGAAGGAAGACAAGUAUUGUUGCACUCACCGGUACUGGGGUUCAUAGUACUCUCAAGAGGAAAAGCAGCGACUUCUUUUCAGGGGGAAUCAUGCUUGAGCCGGGCGACGACAAGCAUAAGGUCGCCAAAAGCACUGGGACAGAUAUUGCUCCCCUCCAACUCAGAAAGGACUUCUUAGAUGACAAUGUCUCAGAGCAUCUUGCGUUGGUGCAGACUCCCGAAGACGCUUCGUUAGGCAAGCCAGAUGAUAUGUUAGGUCAGUUCAAGAAGACAGUGGAAGGUUUCAGGACAAGAGUUGGACAAAGUAAUGGGAAGUCUCUGGGGGGCGCUGCUGCUGCCACUUUAGCAGAGGCUAGGGCUGCGGCUGAAGCACGAGUUGUCGAAAGGAACUCUCAGCACGAAGAUGACACCCAAGCCCUUGCAUUGGUUGCAACGAAAGAUCCUUCUUCGCAUGUACAAGGUUCUUCGACGUCGGCUCCGGUGGAAAUACCCCCUUCGGUGAUUGAACGCAUGUCAUCAACCAGAAGCGAAGAGCGUCUGAGCCUUUCUGAGUUGGUUGUUGCGUCUGAAAAGACUAUGUUUUUCAAAGACAAGCAAUACGCUAGUGUAUUUCAGCCGCCAUCAGCCGCAGCCCUAUCUGCUCAUACUAUCUAUGAAUCCAGUGGCGCGCCUUCUUCGUCGGCCUCCACGACAAAUCCUCCUCUUUCUGUAUUCAACAAGGCCCAGCCUGUGUUCCGACCGCCAUCUCCGAAGCCCAUCUUCAAUGCUCCACCAUCUGGUGUUAAAUCCACAGCAUUUUCGACGCCGGCUUCGAUAUCGGUGGGCUUGGCUCCCCGUCUACCAUCACCACCUGCCACGCACAAGGUCAAUCCGUUAUCGGCACAGUCCACUUUGGAAAGCUUAGCAUCUGCUGUCUUCGACAGUCAGAAUGAUGAAGCUACCUGGCUGCCUUCGACCCAAGAUACCGAAUAUGACAAUGAUUUCGGCCCUCCAUUUCAGAAACAUACCGAAGUGUUGGACGAAGACGAUAGCUGGCCUAUGGAUGAAAAGCUUGCUGAGGGUGUGGAAUGGACGUUCGGAAUUCCCUUUGACCGUGAAGACAGUUUGACUUGGAGUAGCGCCCCCACACAGAGCCAGAAACUCGAACAGCUAGAGCAUGAACCUGAGGAUGUUCCUCCAUCUGCAGUGUCAUACGACACAUACAAUCGACCUCCGGACGAACGUGAGGCACCUGAAGCCUUCCGUAUGGAAACUGGGAACUACGAUGAACAUGACGAAGCCGCCAUGGAAGAGGAAUCUGACACUGAUCCUAGCAAAAUGACUGUUAGCUUGGUCGGCCCUGAAAGGAGCCAGAGUCAAUUAUCUCUGGCCUCAUCCGUUUCCUCGCAAUCCCACGUUGGCUUCUUGGGACAAGCCUCGAAACUGAUGAGUAGUGUUUUGGGCACCGGAAAAAAACCUAAACCGGAAGUGAAGAGUCUGCAGCGUGCGGCCACGGCCGCCAAGAGGGAGCAGGAGGAGAAGGACAAGAAAGCCACAAUGCUGAAAAACAUGGAAACCCGACGGCAACUUGUGUUGCAGAAGAAAGUAGAAGAAGAGAAAGCCAGGGCCACUGAGCAAGAGAAAAAGCUCAAGGAAGAAGCGGAACGUCGGAAACGAGAGCGGGAAGAACACACGGACAAGCGGCUACUCAAACCAGCUGUCAAAAAGGAUGAGGACACGACCAAGAAACGGAAAUUAGCAAUGGAAAGCGAAAAGAAAUCGGAAAUGAAGAAACCCACACUGAAAGUCAACUCCAAUGUGCCCGGAAAUUCAAAGUCGGUUUUUAAACUGGCGCCCAAACCAGUCCUAGCUGCGGAAGGGAAGGGCAAGCUUGUUUCCAAAUUCAAAGCACAGACACCGUCGCAGGCGCCGAUGCUGGACGACGUGUCGCAACCUUCUCAGCUAUUACAAUCACAGAUGGCUGCUCGGGCGAAGGCGCAGAUCGAGGCAGCGACUGUUCCCAGCGAGAGUAUUGAGUUACCUGAUGUUCCUAGCGAGUAUUCUGAUUCGGAUGAUGAAGAGAGAAAGAUCAAGGCGCGCGAACUUCCUCUUUGGGCACAGUCGCCUGAACUGCGGCAAGCCCUAGAAAAUCAGGCGACCAUCAAUCCUGAUGAUAUCUUCGGCCCUGUACCAGUUCUGCGAAUGGAAGAAGUCUUCCGGACCAGAACGAGUCGUUUUAGGGCUAGGACUAGCUCAGCGAAUUGGGUGGGUACUGAUCGGCUGACCCAGGAGGAGCAAACGGACUAUGUGAGGAGAAUGGGAUACAAGUCAUAAGAUAGAUGUCGACUUUUUCUAUUUCUAUUUUAUUUCGUGUCGGUUGCGCAUAGCAUUUUUUUCGAGAUCUUCGUUCAUGUAGCAUUCUAUCUCCAACAUUUUGUAUAGUCUAUCGACGAUGGACCGUUCUGUCGAGGACCGUGCAUUACGGCAUCUUGAUUCGCCGGAUCGGUCUCCUGUCACGAUGUCACAAGCAUCAC